Molecule: messenger RNA, 1746 nt
Organism: Canariomyces notabilis
Lineage: Eukaryota; Fungi; Ascomycota; Sordariomycetes; Sordariales; Chaetomiaceae
Product: acetyl-CoA synthetase-like protein
Exons: 3
Coding region: 1-1746 (581 amino acids)
Biological process (GO): fatty acid metabolic process
Molecular function (GO): medium-chain fatty acid-CoA ligase activity
Source: RefSeq, a predicted model, not a curated record
AUGUCGGCCCGCGCAGCGGUACGACAGCCCGUUGAGGACGACUUCGUUCUGCCUCAGACUCAAAGACCGUCACUGCUAUACGGCCCAACAGACCCUCCAUUAGUUGACCUAACGCUCGGAGAGCUGCUCAACCUGCAAUGCCUACACCAUGGAACCCGUGAAGGGAUAGUCAUCUCCUGGACCGGCGCUCGAUGGACAUACAACGAAUUGAAUCACCACAGCCGGCUGCUGGCAGCCGCUCUGCUAGAAAUGGGCAUUGGUGCUGGUGACAGAGUGGGCAUUAUGGCCGGCAACUGUGAGCAGUACGCCGCUGUGUUCUUUGCUGUCACCCGAAUUGGCGCCAUCUUGGUCAUCCUCAACAAUACCUAUACGCCCACUGAGGCGCAGUACGGCCUGGACUUUUCCGAGUGCAAGGUGUUCUUCACCACGAAGAAGAUCGGCCGACUCGACCAGACACCGCUACUCACACAGCUCUCGGCAAGGGCCAAAUCACCGAGGGUCGUGAUUCUCAGGGGCGAGUCGGAAGAUCACACCACCUACCCCGAUUUGCUUUCCCGAGGCGCCCGCGUAAGCCCGGCACGCCUGCACCAGGCCGAGGCGAGGGUGCUGCCUCACACAGUCUGUAACCUCCAAUUCACUAGCGGCACCACUGGCCUCCCCAAGGCGGCCAUGCUCACGCACCACAACAUUGUGAACAACUCGCGCUUCAUUGGCGACCGCAUGCGCCUCACGCCGGACGACAUCCUCUGCUGUCCGCCACCGCUCUUCCACUGCUUCGGCCUCGUGCUCGGGCUGAUGGCGGUCAUCACCCACGGCGCCAAGAUCGUGUACCCGGCCGAGGUGUUUGACGCGCCGGCGACGCUGCGGAGCAUCCUCGAGGAGCAGUGCACGGCGGUGCACGGGGUGCCGGCCAUGUUUGACAGCCUGUUGUCGCUGCCCGAGGCCAAAUCGCUCCGGGCGGCCGAUCUCCGACUGCGAACGGGCAUCAUCGCGGGCGCGCCUGUCCCUCGUUACCUGAUGGAGCAGCUCGUCUCGCGCCUGGGCAUGGCCGAGUUCACGUCGAGCUACGGACUGACCGAGGCCUCGCCGACCUGCUUCAACGCCUUUACCGACGACCCCAUUGCGACGAGGCUGGCUACCGUCGGCACCCUCAUGCCCCACGCCAUGGCCAAAAUUGUGGACCGCGACGGCCAGAUCGUGCCCGUUGGUACGAGGGGCGAGCUGUGUAUCGGCGGCUAUCAGCUGCAGGCCGGGUACUGGAACAACUCGGAGAAGACAAACGAGGUUAUGAUUAGAGACGAGUCUGGUGUGUUGUGGUUGCACACUGGGGACGAGGCUGUCUUUUACGAGAGAGGGUAUUGCUCGAUUACAGGGCGAUUCAAGGAUAUCAUCAUUCGAGGAGGCGAAAAUAUCUACCCCCUUGAGAUCGAGGAGCGGCUGGUUGCGCACCCCGCUAUUUCCAUGGCUGUGGUGGUUGGGCUCAAGGAUGCCCACUACGGCGAGGUGGUCGGCGCCUUCCUCGGCCUUGACGGUGGCCAUACGCAACGACCGGACGCUGAAGAGGUUCGGGAAUGGGUCAGGCGCAAGCUCGGCAAGCACAAGGCGCCCACACACAUCUUUUGGCUUGGCUUCGACGGCGUGCCUGCCACGGUACCGCUCACGGGCAGCGGCAAGGUGCGCAAGUUCGAGUUGGCACAGCUGGGUAAUAAGCUGUUGGCGUCCUCAGCUGCGAAGGCCAAGCUGUAA